CCGUUUUAUGGAGAAUCUGUUUUUAGCAAAGUAUGACAACUCUGUGAAUCAGCUGUCAAAGUCAUUCAUUUUUUGUUUGUGGAAAAUCUUAGUCAAAAUGCAACCACAGAUCUUAGUAUUGAAGGAGGGGACGGACCAGUCCCAGGGGAAGCCCCAGCUCAUCUCAAACAUCAACGCUUGCCAGUUGGUCGUAGAUGCUGUUCGUACAACCCUCGGCCCUCGUGGCAUGGACAAGCUGAUCGUGGACCACAACGGUAAAGCUGUGAUCUCCAACGAUGGAGCCACCAUCAUGAAGCUCUUGGACAUCGUCCACCCAGCUGCCAAGACCUUGGUGGACAUUGCUAAGUCACAAGAUGCUGAGGUGGGUGAUGGAACAACAUCUGUGGUGAUCCUGGCUGGUGAACUCCUCAAAAGACUAAAGCCUUUCGUCGAAGAAGGAGUGCAUCCCCGUAUCAUCGUCCGUUCUGUCCGUGUAGCUGCGAAGUUGGCUGUGGACAGAGUCAAGGAGCUAGCCGUUAAGAUCGACAAUAAGUCAGUCGAAGAACAGAGGGAACUGCUGACAAAGUGUGCCGCUACAGCGAUGUCUUCGAAGCUGAUCCAUCAACAGAAGGGACACUUCUCCAAGAUGGUGGUGGACGCUGUACUGUCUCUGGACGCUCCACUCUUGCCUCUGGACAUGAUCGGUAUCAAGAAAGUGUCGGGUGGUGCUCUAGAAGAUUCCUUCCUAGUCUCCGGUGUGGCCUUCAAGAAGACAUUCUCGUACGCUGGAUUUGAGAUGCAACCAAAGACUUACAAUAACUGCAAGAUUGCUCUACUCAACAUUACUCUUGAACUGCAAGCGGAGAGGGAUAAUGCUGAGGUGCGAGUGGACAAUGUGACUGAGUACCAGAAAGUGGUGGACGCGGAAUGGCAGAUCCUGUACGAGAAGCUCGCCGCCCUGCACGCCAGCGGGGCCAACGUCGUGCUCAGCAAACUGCCCAUCGGAGACGUUGCCACACAGUACUUCGCUGACCGCGACAUGUUCUGCGCGGGCCGUGUCCCCGACGAGGACCUGAAGCGCACGCAGCGCGCGUGCGGCGGCGCCGUGCUGUCCUCCGUGCGGGACCUCGCCCCCGAGGCAUUAGGGGCCUGCGCACACUUCACUGAGAAGCAGGUCGGCGGGGAGCGGUACAACAUCUUCACUGGUUGUCCGGCAGCGAAGACCUGCACGAUCGUGCUCCGCGGCGGCGCUGAGCAGUUCUUGGAGGAGACUGAGCGCUCCCUGCAUGACGCCAUCAUGAUCGUCAGACGUACCAUCAAGAAUGAUGCUGUGGUUGCCGGUGGUGGUGCCAUCGAUAUGGAGAUUUCGAAACAUCUCCGCGAGUACGCCAAGGGUGUCGCGGGCAAGGAACAGCUCCUAGUAGCUGCUGUAGCGCGCGCAUUCGAAGCCAUACCCAGACAACUCUGUGACAACGCCGGUUUUGACGCAACUAACUUAUUAAACAAGCUCAGGAAUAAACAUCACAAUGGCGAUAUCUGGUACGGUAUUGAUAUUCAGAAGGAGGAUAUCGGAGAUAACUACGCGUCUUGUGUGUGGGAGCCCGCCAUUGUUAAGAUAAACGCUAUCACUGCCGCCUGUGAGGCUGCCGCCCAGAUCCUGUCAGUCGACGAGACUAUAAAGAACGUGAAAGGACAAGACAUGCCGACGGCGGGGGCUCCUGGACGCGGCAUGGGGCGCCCGCGCAUGGGCUGAUGACGUCAUCGUUUUAAACACACGCUUUACCACUAUUUCUUGACCGCCUUAGUUCGAAAGGAGAAAGAAAUUACAAGUUGAAUGAACCUAUCUUGCUAACUAAAAGACUGCCUUAUAUAGGCCUUAAUGAUUAAUGGUCAGGACCGACAAGUAUCCAGAAACGUCUCCGACUAUAAAGACCAUCUCUCCAAUUUAUAAAGAAUUAUAUAAUACUAGUUACUUUCCCCGCUGGUCGACUCCUGUGAUGUUUUAUAGCCUAUAGGACUCAGGAAUAUUGUAGCUGUCUACUAGUGAAAGAAUUUUGGCAAUCCAACCAGUGGUUCCAAAGAUUACCCCCUACAUACAAACUUACAAAUUUUACCUCUUUACAAUGCAUUUGUUUGAAUGAAGCUAGAACUGCGGGCGGUCUCUUCACGCUUAGUACUAAGUUAUUAUAGUAUUAACUAAUAAAUAUUAUUAAUUAUAAUAACUAAUAACCAAG
This is a messenger RNA of Spodoptera exigua (beet armyworm), 2213 nucleotides long. NCBI's taxonomy places the organism in Eukaryota, Metazoa, Arthropoda, Insecta, Lepidoptera, Noctuidae. The record is from the annotation of a GenBank genome assembly.